Messenger RNA from Purpureocillium takamizusanense, 2065 nucleotides. RefSeq names its product D-3-phosphoglycerate dehydrogenase 2, variant 2 (gene SER33). Bases 275 to 1585 code for a protein of 436 amino acids. The record is from RefSeq and is a predicted model, not a curated record. Lineage: Eukaryota; Fungi; Ascomycota; Sordariomycetes; Hypocreales; Ophiocordycipitaceae. Gene Ontology annotation, molecular function: NAD binding; oxidoreductase activity, acting on the CH-OH group of donors, NAD or NADP as acceptor. The transcript has 7 exons.
CGAAUAAAGCUUGCCUGGGUCCCUCACUGCUGCGCGAACCUCCCACAUCAUACACACCUCGUUACCGUACCUCGCCUUGUAGACAGACGACAUCGACGGCGGCACAUUGCCUUUCUGAUACCGGCCCACGCGGCAGUCGUCAAACGCACUCACUCCGCGCGUUCAUUCGUGCGUCCCCGUGCGUCCCCGACAGGCAGCUGCCUUACCUUAGGACCAGCCGAGCGAGCACUCCGCCACCAAGCCAUCGCCAGCCCGACCUCGCAACGGCAGCAUCAUGACUCCGGCACGAGACAUCCAAGGCAGCCACCCCGCUGCGGCGCAAAGAAGCGUCUCCCACAGCUGGGGCAACAACCUGUCAACCUCACCGACCGCCACCUUCCACUCCCCCCCCGGCAGCUGGGGAGGCAACCUGCCGUCGCGAGGGGCUCCCAAGCAGCUGAAGCCCUUCAACACGCAGGACAUCAAGAUUCUGCUGCUGGAGAACGUCAACAAGACGGGCCAAGAGACUUUGAAGGAGCAAGGCUAUCAGGUCGAGGCUCUCAAGACAUCCCUCCCAGAGGACCAGCUGAUCGACAAAAUCCGCGAUGUGCACGUCAUUGGCAUCCGCUCAAAGACGAAGCUCACCGAAAGGGUGCUCCGUGAAGCCAAGAACCUGCUCGUCAUCGGCUGUUUCUGCAUCGGCACCAACCAAGUCGACCUUGACUACGCUGCUCGCCACGGUAUCGCCGUCUUCAACUCCCCCUUUGCCAACUCGCGCAGUGUUGCCGAGCUUGUCAUUGCUGAAAUCAUUACGCUGGCCCGCCAGCUCGGCGAUCGCUCCAAUGAGAUGCACCGCGGCACUUGGAACAAAGUCAGCGCCAAGUGCUGGGAGAUUCGUGGAAAGACGCUUGGCAUCGUCGGCUAUGGGCAUAUUGGCUCCCAGCUCUCUGUCCUCGCCCAGGCUAUGGGCAUGAACGUAAUUUACUACGACGUCGUCACCCUGAUGGCCCUGGGUACUUCACGUCAGGUCUCGUCGCUUGAAGCCCUGCUCGAGGAAGCUGAUUUCGUCACUCUGCACGUCCCUGAUCUUCCAGAAACUCGCGGCAUGAUCUCGACGGCCCAGUUGGAUGGCAUGAAGAACGGCUCGUACCUCAUCAAUGCCAGUCGCGGAAGCGUCGUUGAUAUCCCUGCACUCAUCAGGGCCAUGCGCUCGGGCAAGAUCGCUGGUGCGGCUCUCGAUGUGUAUCCCCACGAACCCGCGGCCAACGGUGACUACUUCAACAACACCCUGAACCAGUGGGGGGAGGACCUUCGCAGCCUGAACAACAUUAUUCUCACACCCCAUAUCGGCGGCAGCACAGAGGAGGCUCAGCGCGCCAUUGGUGUGGAGGUCGCCGACGCGCUUGUGCGAUACAUUAACCAAGGUAUCACACUGGGCAGCGUCAACCUGCCCGAGGCCCAGCUGCGAUCUCUCACGCUCGAUGAGCCAGACCACGCAAGAGUGAUCUACAUUCACCGCAACGUUCCAGGUGUUCUUCGAAAAGGUAUAGUGGCCCCCGAAAAAGAUUGGGCUUCUUGCUUCAAGAGGCUCACCCUUGCACAGUAAACGAGAUUCUCGGAGACCACAAUGUCGACAAACAAAUCAGCGACAGCAGAGGUGAUGUUGCCUACCUCAUGGCAGACAUCAGCAAUGUGCAGUACAACGAGAUCAAAGAUAUCUCAGACAGCUUGGAGGCACUCAGCUCUUGCAUUAUGACGCGUGUGUUAUAUUAGGUGUUUGUCGGCGCCGGAGUGAGCGGUUUUGCUUGUUCGGGCCGGAACUUCGUGAUCCCAAUGGCACUCAACGUUCCGGAGGGUUAAGAUUUUUUCUCUGCUACAUGGUCAGUCAAGGUCGUGAGAUGCCCGGCCGCGCGGCGUCGGGACGACGAAGAUGCCUCAAGUACAGAUAAGGCGUUUCUUUGGGUGGGCGCAGAUAGACUUCGGCAAUGCCCUUGCCAAAGUGGCAUGUCACGAAUGGCAAACCAAAUAGCUCUACUAGGUCUCUCAACGAACAAAGGGGGAGGUUGCCGCGAUGCAAAUAUUUGGC